This is a messenger RNA of Psammomys obesus (fat sand rat), 2346 nucleotides long. RefSeq names its product coiled-coil domain containing 112 (gene Ccdc112). The record is from RefSeq and is a predicted model, not a curated record. The transcript has 10 exons. NCBI's taxonomy places the organism in Eukaryota, Metazoa, Chordata, Mammalia, Rodentia, Muridae. Bases 55 to 1608 code for a protein of 517 amino acids.
GAGCGUAGGAGAGCGCCCACGGGAGCCGAUGCGCGGGAGUCUCGGCGAGGAAACAUGGCGGCCCUGACUACGGUGGUGGUGGCGGCUGCGGCCACGGCAGUCGCCGGGGCUGUGGCGGGCGCGGCCGCGGGCACCGGCGGGGGAGCGGCGCCGACGCCGCAACAGAAUGAUGGUGGAGUUCGUCCUUUUCAGCUUCAGAACUGGAAGCAGAAAGUUAGUCAGAUGAAGAAAGCAGAAUUCAUACGCACAGCAGAAAAAUUAAAGAAUCAAGUUAUUGUCAUAGAAAAAGAUAAACACAAUCAUUUCUACAACCAAAGAGGCGACUUCAAAACUGAGCACAGUAUGCUGGAAGAGCUGGAAAAUAAACUGAUAAACAGCAGGAAGACAGAAAGAGCAAAAAUCCAGCAGCAGUUGGCCAAAAUACAUAACAAUGUAAAGAAACUUCAGCACCAGCUGAAAGAUGUGAAGCCUACACCUGAUUUUGUUGAAAAGCUCAGAGAAAUGAUGGAAGAAAUUGAAAAUGCAAUCAAUACUUUUAAAGAAGAACAGAGACUAAUAUAUGAAGAGCUUAUUCAAGAAGAGAAAACAACGAAUAGUGAGUUGAGUGCCGUCUCCAGGAAAAUCGACUCUUGGGCUUUGGGUAAUUCGGAAACAGAGAAAGCUUUCAGAGCGAUCUCAAGCAAAGUUCCUGUAGACAGAGUGACACCAAGUACUCUUCCGGAAGAAGUGGUAGAAUUUGAAAAAUUCCUUCAGCAAACUGGAGGGCGACAGGGGGGCUGGGAUGACUUUGACCACCAGAACUUCGUGAAAGUCAGAAACAAACAUAAGGGAAAGCCGACAUUUAUGAAGGAGGUUGUAGAACACCUUCCAGGAAGAACGCUGGAGGAAGUUCAGCAACACGAGAAGUGGUAUCAGAAAUUCCUGGCUCUAGAAGAAAAGAAAAAAGAGUCUAUUCGAAAUUGGAAAACUAAAAAGCAGCAAAAGAAAGAGGAAAUACUCAAGUUAAAAGAAAAGGCAGACACCACAUCUAUGCCUUCUCAUGGCAAACCAGAAGACAGUCAAAAACAGAGAGAGGAACAGAGAAAGAAGCAGAAGAUGGCAGUUGAAGCUUGGAAAAAGCAGAAAAGUAUAGAGAUGUCAAUAAAGCAUGCUUCCCAGCUCAAAGAAGAGGAAGAGAAAGAGAGAAAGCAGCAGAAAGAGCGCCAGCGGCAGUCCAAGUUAAAACUACUCCUAGAAAGUUACACCCAACAGAAAAGAGAGCAAGAAGAGUUCCUGAGGCUUGAGAAAGAGAUAAAGGAAAAGAUAGAAAAGGCAGAAAAAAGGAAAACUGCUGCUGAUGAGAUUUCCAGGUUUCAAGAAAGAGAUUUACAUAAACUUGAAUUGAAAAUUCUAGAUAGACAGGCUAAAGAAGAGGAAAAGGCAGAAAAACAAAGGCGUCUGGCAAAGUUAAAAGAAAAGGUUGAAAAUAAUGUCAGUAGAGAUCCCUCUAGGCUUUAUAAGCCUACCAAAGGCUGGGAAGAACGAACCAAAAAGAUAGGCCCAUCAGGCUCUGGGCCACUUCUCCAUAUCCCACACAGGGCCAUUCCAACCUGGAGACAAGGAAUCUAGAGGGACGAUGAGAUAAUGCAAGCGCUAGUCACUUGAUGAGAAUAUUAGUAUAUUGUAUUUCAGGAGCAGGUGCUGUUUAAAUGUCACUAGCUUAGUCAGGUUGGUUAUUGUGCUGUAUAUGAAUUGAGAGGUUUUAAAUGUCUUGUAGCACUGUCAGUAUUCUGUUUCUACAAAGAUGGUAUAUGUUGGCCUAUAUUGAUAUACAAGUUAUUGAAAUAGGUUUAUGUUACAAACAUUUUUCCAUUUAAAUACUCAAAAUAUUCAGAUGUUUUGUUUUGUUUUUGUCACGGCUUAAUGACAUAAUUUGGGAGAAUCAGUCUUUUUUAAGUCAAAAUUUUGUUAUUUUUAUAACUUGGAAGUAACUAAGCUUGAGUAACAAAAAAUGUAAAGUGUCUUUUUAAAAAAAGAGUUGUUUAGUAACUUAGUACUUUCCUAAGUUUAACAAAAUGGUAGUGUGUCAAUUGUUUCAUUUUGUGUAAUGAAUAUUUUGUAUUUGAUUAAAGCAUGCUUUGUUUUAUAUGGAGACUAUUUUAAAAAACCUCCCUUGCUACACAUGCCUUACUCAUAUAUUAUGAUGUCAUCAUCUGGGUUUUCUGCAACUCUGUCAUAUUUUCUUUCAAUCUUUUCAGACUCCACAGAUUUAUAAAACCUUUGUGUCUUUGUACCUUACUGGCUGGUACAGUUUUCUUCUGCUUACCUUUGUAAGCUAGUUUUAAACAGUAUACUGAUGUUUUUUUG